AGAUCUUCUUCGAUCUCAGUACCGGUACAGCUCCAAUACCGCAGUCACUGUUGGUGAUGAAAGGUGUUCCCAACAAACAGACAGCACUUGGAUGGGGACCUUGAAAUGCAACGCCACAACAUCAUAGUGUGGUGGUUGCGAGAGGACAGUAGUAGGACAUGUCAUCCACAACAACAACAACAGCCAGUCAACAGGCCGCCGGGGAAACGCCUCAACAAUGUGAUCAAGUAGUGAGCAUGCAGCAGCCAGUGGAGAGCAACACCACUAUCUGUAGUGGAAACAUCAAAGAAAACGACAACGACAACCCACAACCGCAACAACAGUCCGCGGGAGAAACCGUGCAGAACAGCUCCUACACGGCCACUACGAUUGCUACCAAUGGCGAUCCACCGAUAUCGGAAUCGGCACGUCCCAAACCUCAAAAGGGAGUGUCUUGGAGCAACGAUCUGGAUGACAAGGGAUUUGAUGAUGACGAUGACGACCAAAAGACGUCAACAUCCAAACCAUCACAAUCACCACCACGAAACCUGUAUCAAGCCAGCAGUAUGCGACAAGAGCCAAAGGAAGAAGAAGAUCGUGCGCCACGACGCGAGUACAUUUUCGUGCUCUGUGCUGGAGUAUUCAUGGCAUUCAACAGUGGUUUUGUCAAUGGCAGUUGUCUCUCGGGAUUUGUCGUCCCCGAACGAAGUUUUGCCGUGUCCAGUUUUACCCAAACCAUUACACUGUCGUGUCUCGAAUUGGCCGAUGGAAAUUACGAGCAAUUUCGAUUUCUGUUGUGUAUGUUUUUGAGUUUCAUGUUUGGCAGUUUUAUAUCGGGCGUCCUGUCACCCGAUCCGACACCCUUUCGCAUUGAACCCAUGUACGGACCCAGUUUUCUCAUUGGCGCGGCCUUUUUGGUCAUUUCCAGUAUCAUGGCGGCCGUCGAAUCCAACAAUGAAGAUUUUGUCUUUUAUUUUGCCGCCGCCGCCAAUGGCAUUCAAAAUGGCGUCAGUUCGAUUUAUUCGGAGAAUCUCAUUCGAUCCACCGGCCACUCCGGCGCCACGACCGAUAUCAGUCUCUUUAUUGCCCAACUCUGUCGGGGGAAUAUGGAAAAUACCGGUCGAUUGCUGGUAUUGUGCUCGUUGCUUGUGGCGUUCUGGUCGGGAGGAGUCAUUGCCUACUGGUGGGCCAAACGAUAUCGAGUCUACGCACUCCUCAUCAAUGCUGGGCUCUUUGUGUUGGUGGGAGGUGCCAUUAUUGCCUAUUUGGUUUACGAAUUGGGAAUCUCCGUCAAGGAGGCUUUUCUAGGGUCGUGGCGGUGGAAGAAAGCUAUUGAUUUGCUGCAGCAAAGCUGCUUUGAUAACUUGGGAAACAAUAACAACCACAGCGACAGACAAAUGACAGAAGAAGAACGACUGAAUCAAAUAUUUGACCGACUCGAUUUGGAUCAAAGUGGAGAUAUCGAUAGUUACGAACUACUCCAGGGACUCAAACAGGUUGGAAUUCACAUGACACAAGCCAAAUGCGACAUGAUGCUGUCCCAUGCCGACAUUGAUGGCAAUGGGUCCUUGUCACGGGAGGAAUGGUUCGCCGUGGCGCGGGCGUGUCAAAAGAAACAACGCAUUCGAGACAUUAAAACAUACUCCAAGCGGCACAUGCAUCAUCAUCAACAAUUGCGAGAUUCUACCAGUAGUCGGGGAACCAUGAUUGGGUGAAAAUAUAUGAAAAUGCAUCAACCACAAUUCGCAACGCGUAUUGCCCCCGGUUGGCGGCAAACAGUCUGGCGGUACCAGUACAGCAAAUGCAUUCCUUGGCCUGGCUGCAUUGGCAACGGAAACGAUACAGUGGGGACCUGCAACACACACACGGUGUGGGCAUUCAAUUCUUCCCGACCGAUGUUCCCUCGCGGGUGCCCAACUCGAAGGACGUCUUGCUGACCUCUCACUUGCCUCCAACCCAAGUAUUUGGCAGUUUUCUUUCGAAGAAAGUGCCUUCGGCGGCUCCGAUGCGUACGUAGGCAGACAGUUCUGUAGCACUCUAGCUAGCUAGCAAUCAAUCAUUUAGAGUUUCUCGUCGUUCAGGUUGGCUGACAAACGUCAAAUAUGCUGCUAGCCACGAGCCACUUGGUGCAAUGCUACUACUAGUGGCUAGCUAGCUAGUCCAUACAUCUGAGGACAUGUAUCGAGCUUCCCAAACCGGGCUAGAGCUAGUAUGGCUUAGCUAUCGUCUCGAAGGUGAAAAUAUGAUGAAGAGGAUACUAAAGGACUCCGGGCCACGAGUGGGAC
Seminavis robusta is the source of this 2264-nucleotide messenger RNA. Lineage: Eukaryota; Bacillariophyta; Bacillariophyceae; Naviculales; Naviculaceae. The record is from the annotation of a GenBank genome assembly.